AUUUGCUCUUCUGACACGUUUUCUCCUUCUUCAGCUUCGUGCGUGUUUUGGAGCGGGUCUGAAAACUGGACUCCCCACAGCAGCCCCUUCCUGUUCCACUGAGGACGGCUAGAGAGACUUCCCCUUUAAUUCCAGCCUACAGCGCAGGAUUAUGGUGCAUUACUGUCUACGUUGAUACCGUGGAGGCCGGCCGUGUGAGCUCUCUCUGACCCCCCUGCUCUCCUCUCUCUCUCUCUCUCUCCACUCUGUUCUGUCUUCUCUCCUCGCCCCGCUCUCUUUUCCACCAUGCACCCGAUCGCCCUGCUGCUCCUGGUCGCCUCGUGGUUGCUUCUGGCUGGCUUGAGCCGCGGCUACUUCCCGGAGGAGCGCUGGAGCCCCGAGUCUCCGCUGCUGGCUCCGCGGCUGCUCACGGCGCUGCUCUGCCGCAACUCGGAGCACUCUCUGCCGUAUGUGCUGGGAGCCAUCGACCGCCUCAACUACCCCAAGGACCGCAUGGCCCUGUGGGUGGCCACGGACCACAACGUAGACAACACCACAGCUAUGCUGAGAGAGUGGCUGAUAAACGUGCAGAACCUGUACCACUAUGUGGAGUGGAGGCCACAGGAGGAACCCAGUGAGUACGAAGAUGAGGAUGGUCCGAAGCACUGGUCCAACGAACGUUACGAGCAUGUCAUGAAGCUACGGCAGGCGGCACUGGAGACAGCGCGGGAAAUGUGGGCCGACUACUUCCUGGUGCUGGACUGUGAUAAUCUCCUGACUGAUCCUGAUGUUCUGUGGAAGUUAAUAAAGGAGAAUAAGACCGUUGUGGCUCCAAUGCUGGAAUCCAGAGCUGCGUACUCAAACUUCUGGUGUGGAAUGACCUCUCAGGGCUACUACAAGCGCACUCCGGCCUACAUGCCCAUGAGGCGUCAGGAGCGGAAGGGAUGUUUUGCGGUUCCGAUGGUCCACUCCAUGUUCCUGGUGGACCUCAGGAAGCAGGCAGCCAGCCAGCUGGCCUUCUACCCGCCGCACCCGGACUACAGCUGGGCCUUCGAUGACAUCAUCGUCUUCGCCUUCUCGGCCCGCAUGGCAGAUGUUCAGAUGUAUGUGUGCAACAGGGAGACUUACGGAUACUUCCCUGUUCCUCUGCGGUCCCAUAAUUCAUUGCGAGAUGAGGCAGACAGCUUCCUCCACUCCGUGCUGGAGGUCAUGGUGCGUGGUCCUCCGUUGGAGCCCUCCAUGUAUCUUUCUCUUCCUGCUAAGCAGCCUGACAAAAUGGGCUUUGAUGAGAUAUUCAUGAUAAACCUGGUGAGACGGCAAGACCGUAGAGAGAGGAUGCUGAGGACUCUGUGGGAGCAAGACAUCACCUGCAAGAUCGUAAACGCAGUGGACGGCAAGGCAUUGAACGCGAGUCAGAUCCGUGCUCUGGGUAUAGACAUGUUGCCAGGAUACAGUGACCCGUACCACGGCCGGCCGCUCACUAAAGGAGAGCUGGGCUGCUUCCUGUCCCACUAUAACAUCUGGAACGAGAUUGUAGAGCGAGGUCUGAAGGUCUCUCUGGUGAUCGAGGAUGAUCUGCGCUUUGAGAUUUUCUUCAAGAGGCGUCUUCAGAACCUGAUGCAGGAAGUGGAAGCGGAGGGACUGGACUGGGACUUGAUUUAUAUUGGGAGGAAGAGGAUGCAGGUGGACCAUCCGGAAAAAUCUGUGCCCAACAUCCACAACCUGGUGGAGGCUGACUAUUCCUAUUGGACGCUGGGCUACAUGAUCUCAUUACAAGGCGCUAAGAAGCUGUUGAGGGCGGAGCCUCUGAAGAAGAUGCUUCCAGUCGACGAGUUCCUACCAGUGAUGUACAACAAGCACCCAGUGGAGGACUACAUGUCCCACUUUGAGCCGAGAGAUCUUCAGGCGUUCUCGGCCGAGCCCUUGCUGGUCUUCCCCACUCACUACACGGGUGACCCCGGCUACAUCAGCGACACAGAGACGUCCACGGUGUGGGAUAAUGAGACGCUACGGACGGACUGGGACAGGGCACGCUCCCGCAAAACCCUCGAACAGGAGGAGCUCAGCUCCGAGGCCCAGAACACGGACGUCCUGCAGUCAGCGCUGGACAGCACAGCCAGGGAUGAGCUCUAAGAGCCAGGGACUAAACUGGGACUGGGGGGUUAGUGAGUAAUUUAUAAGUGUCAGUUAUUCGGUAACUACUCUAAAACGAAUGUGUGUGAGAGCGAGGAGCUGAGGCGUGGGACAGUGUGUCGUAUGGGGUCCACAGUUCAGUUCCUCGCUCUCAUAAGCAGGUAACUUCACACAGUAGGUUCAUAGCAGCUGCUUCAAUCUUCUUUUGAAUUUCAAACUGUGGAUUUAACUGGCCGACAGACACACUAAUGCUCAGUGUUGAUGACCUUUUACAGCCUGGCAAACGAACAUUCUCUUAUUCCUGAGUUUUAGGAGGUUUUAGGGAGUCUCCCCCUACUGGACAGUGUGUGUUGGGGGCAGUCAAAGAAAUACACUAUAUUCUGUUUUAAGCAAUAUAAAUGAGGUAAGCAUGUACACUCUUUAAGAUGGUUCUUCAAGGGUUCUUUAGUAAAGAAAAUAGUUCUGUAUAGAGCCAUGAACACUGAAGGAACC
This is a messenger RNA of Colossoma macropomum (tambaqui), 2604 nucleotides long. RefSeq names its product collagen beta(1-O)galactosyltransferase 1b (gene colgalt1b). The transcript has 12 exons. The record is from RefSeq and is a predicted model, not a curated record. Gene Ontology annotation, molecular function: procollagen galactosyltransferase activity. NCBI's taxonomy places the organism in Eukaryota, Metazoa, Chordata, Actinopteri, Characiformes, Serrasalmidae. Bases 286 to 2112 code for a protein of 608 amino acids.